ACGACUUUAGCCCGUAUCGGCCUCACAUUCGUUCGAACGCAACGAUCGCGCGCGGUUGUCUCGCCCCAGCGGAACCGUAACAGAAACAGAAACAAAAACCAAAACAGAAACCGAAACCAGAAGCAGAAAGAGAACAAGAAGGAACCCAAGAAUCGCAAAGAACCGAAUCGCUUUUUUUCGCAGUCCCGAAACAAAGAAAACACCCAGACCGCAGUUCCAGUUCCAGACCCGAAGUUUGAGAGAAAAUCGUCGCUUAGUUAACGUCGCCCCAAAAGAACUGUACAUUCUACUGGCACCGUCGUACUAUCGGAGCACUAUCGAGAAGAACAGAUCCGAAACACACGAAACAUACAGAUCCGAGAUCCGAGAAAUCAAAGUUAAAAAAUCCAAAUCAAUACCGAAACCAAAACCGAACCAAUCCUAAUCCAAAACCGAAUCGGAACAGCUCGGACGCCAGUCCAUUUCCACAUCCACAUCCGCAUCCGUUGUACUAAUCGUAUACUCCGAUCAUCAGCAGCAAAUCUGCGCAAAUAGAAAAUGGCUCAACCACAACUGCUGCAAGUGAAGCUGUCACGUUUCGAUGCCCAGCCCUGGGGAUUCCGGCUGCAGGGCGGCGUGGACUUUGCCCAGCCCCUCCUCGUGCAAAAGGUUAACGCUGGCAGCUUGUCCGAACAGGCUGGCCUUCAGCCCGGCGAUGCGGUCAUCAAGAUCAACGACGUUGAUGUCUUCAAUUUCCGGCACAAGGAUGCCCAGGAUACGGUGGUGCGCUCCGGCAAUAACUUUGUCAUCACAGUGCAGCGCGGUGGCUCCACUUGGCGGCCACAGGUGACGCCCACCGGUAACGUGCCGCAGGCAAACUCCCCCUAUCUGCAGACGGUGACGAAGACCUCUCUGGCUCACAAACAACAGGACAGCCAGCACAUUGGCUGCGGCUACAACAACUCGGCCCGUCCAUUUGCCAAUGGUGGCGGCGAUGGCGGCGUGAAGAGCAUUGUCAAUAAACAAUACAACACCCCGGUUGGCAUUUACAGCGAUGAAUCUAUUGCGGAAACACUUUCGGCCCAGGCGGAGGUAUUGGCUGGCGGUGUGCUCGGCGUCAACUUCAAGAAGAACGAGAAGGAAUACCAGGGCGAUCGCUCAGAGGUGCUGAAGUUCCUGCGCGAGGAGGAAACCGGCCAGUCCACUCCAGAACCCCACAGUCCGGCAAACUUCUAUUGGACACAGAGCCAUGCCAUCGGAGGCAAUGAGAGACGCACACCGCUGCACCACCAGCAUCAGGAUGAGCGGAUUGGCAUCCCUAUGCAGUCGAAUUCUUUGGCGCCCGCUGCUCUACACAGGCCCAGUCUGCCGGUGGCCAAGCCACAGGCCCAGUCCCAGGAGGGGGCAGGUCAGGAGCAGGAGCAGACUGAUCCGCGCAUCAUUGUGCUGCCGAUUUGCCCGGCCCUGCAGGGGCCCGAGUACAAGGCCGACAUGGAGGCGGCCGCCGCAGCGUUGGCCAGCGACGGGGGGCGUCCGCGGCCAUUGUCCGCCAGCGGACAUCCGGCGUGUCAGUUGUGCGGCGUGGGCAUUGUUGGCGUCUUUGUGCGCAUCAAGGACAAGAAUCUGCACGUGGAGUGCUUCAAGUGUGCCACCUGUGGCACCUCCCUGAAGAACCAGGGCUACUACAACUUCAACAAUAAGCUCUACUGCGACAUCCACGCCAGGCAGGCUGCCCAGAACAAUCCACCCGCCGGCACUGAGGGCUACGUGCCCAUCCCCAUCAAGCCCAAUACCAAGCUGUCGGCCAACACCAUCUCGUCGGCCUUGAGCUCGCACGGCUACGGCAGCAACGGCUACUCCAAUGGCAACUCGACCCCGGCCCCGUCACCGGUUGCAAGCCCCCAAGCAGCGCUCCCAACAGCCGCAGCAGCAGCAGCAACAGUAGUUGACAGCUCAAGCUCAAACCCCACUGUACAAGCAUCAGAAGCAACAGCAGCAGGAAUAUCCUCCUUCACAGGCAAUAUGUCCGAUGAGCCAUCAUCGAUCUAUGGCCAAAUGAAUGCUCAACCAACGGCCGUCCCCGGCGAUCCGGCCUUCGAGUAUGUUACCCUCACGGGAAACGUGAUACGCAGUGUACAGGCACCCGGCAAGGGGCCGGGCAUCAGCUACAAGGUAAACCAGGGCUAUGCUCGUCCCUACGGAGCCGCCGCCGGGCCACCGAGUGCCGCACCCAAGUCGCCGGUCGCGUAUUCGCCGCAGCAGCAGCAAACACCGCGCCCAGCGGCCGGUGGCAACCCCUAUGCCACCCUGCCCCGCACCAAUGUGGGCCAUCAAGGAGCAAGCGUGGAGGAGCCGCAAGGCCUGCAGCCGGAGUACGAGGAGGAAGACUGCUUCGAGAUGGACAUCGAGGUAGCACUGGCCGCAAGCAGGCAAUCGCAGCGCGGCUCCAGCUUCACCUGGCCCCCGCCUCAGGACGAUAGUCAUGCAGCGCCCACAGCGGCACCCCUCUACAUACCCCCCCCUGAGACGCAGCACGUGGUGGUGGCCAAUCCCGUGCAGCAGGUGCCGCCGCUGCCACCCGGAAGUGUUACGGCGCGCCUCGAUCCGCAGCCAGAGCAAGUGCCACAAGCGGCAUCAGUGCCACAGGCCGCUCCCCAGUGGCAGAGCUACUCGGCGCCUCAGCUGACGAAUCAGCGGCUAAUGGAGCAGGAGUCAAGUUCGGAUAGCUACACCUCCACUUCGACGACUACGACGACCACUUCGGAGGAGUACCAGCGCAUGUACGCGGCCCAAGCGGCGGCCUACCAGAUGCAGGAGCAGUCCGGCUCCGAAAUGGACGACUACCAGGUGGAGUACGGCAGUGCGCAGGACGUGCAGGAGUACGCCUCAGGCAGGCGCAGUGCCCAGGAGUGCGUCGACUCGCUGUCCGUGCCCCUGAGUACCUACAAGCUGAUCGACAUGGUAAGGGAGGUGACACCCAGUCCCGUGUCCACACCCGCCCCGGCCCCGGCCCCAUCCGCGCCACAAGCAACGCGACACGUCGUCUUCAACGACGAGCCCGAGUACAAAGAGCUGCCGAUGGUGCUGCCCACGGAGCUGGAGACCAUACCGGAGGCAGGCGAGGAUCGCGAGGGUCUGGUCAUCGAGCAUCGCUCUCAGAUCCUCGAGAGCGAGCGGCUCUUCCAGCCCACGCCCGAGAUUAAGUUCGAGAUAGCGCCUGUUCGCCAGAUACCACCCUCCAAGAUACCCAAUCCCAUGCCCAAGGAGUGGAUCAACCCCAUGAUCCGGGUCCUGACCACGGCUCCCGAGGUGCCCUUCCACCUGGUCGAGUGCCCCUUCCCGCGGCCCUGCGGCGACGAUUUCGAAGCGGAGGCAGCUGCCGCAGAAGAAGCCGCAGCUGCAGCCGCUCCGCCAGCGCCUCCACCACCGCCUCCUCCUCCCGCUCCUGUUUGCGCUCCUGUGGCGGAUCCACCUGCACUCCUGCGCGAAUCCCCGCCCCGUGGAUCCCGCCUCACCCAGGCCAUGGUCACUGCACCAGAGUUCGAGCUGCGGUUCGCCCCGCCUGCCGACCAGGGCAUCCCCCUGCCCGAGGAGACCGAGCCGUACAUGCCGCCGCCCAUGGACAUGAAGCCGUACAUGCGCGACGACUACCGUCCCAAGUCCCCGUUCGUCAGCGCCCUCACCACCGCCCCCGAUCGCCCCUUCGAGGGCCACUUUGAUCGCGACGUGCCCAUCCACCUGAUUGACCUGCCCACCCCUAAAGAACACCUGAGCAUGUGCGACGCUCUGUGCACGGCCCCGGACCGUGGCUACACCCCCCUGAAUCCCGAGAAUGCCACCCACCGAGUGGACGAGGACCAGAAGCAGCAGGAGCUGAAGAAGCAUGAAUUUCAGGUGCUCGACCACGAGGAGGAGCUCGGCAUCCGGCCGGAACCGCCGCACUCUGUGGAAUACUUCACCACGGAGUCCGAGAAGCGACGCAAGUCGUCGGCAUUCGCGGCCAUGCAAGCAUUCCAGCCGUCCCGCGAACCGUUAUCCUCUACCAAUGCCACAGCCACCAACACGCCGCGUGCCUCCAUAUGCUCCGGCUCCCGGGAGACGGAGACGGAUCUGGAGUACCAGAAGUACUGCAAAGCGCAGCAGCGCAACCAGAAGCGCCUCGACUUCUACCACAAGAAGGAAGAGGAGCUGCAAAGUCAACAAACUGAGCAGCAGCUCCAACAGAUCCAGCAGAAUCAACGGGAACUCCAGCAGAAUCAAAUAAAUCAGCUGCAGCAACAGCAACGAGAAUCUCAACAACAAUCCCAACAGGAGCUCCAGCAGAGUCAGAUGUCGCAACAGCAGAUGCAAAAAACUCAACAAUCUAAACAGCAACUCUAUCAAACUCAACAACAACAACAGAUUAGCCAACAGAAGAUUCAACAGAGCCAGAGAACUCAACAACAGGCUCAACAACAGACACUAAGAACUCAACAACAACACCAACAGGCAAUGUCCCAGCUCUCCCAUCAGCAGGAGCAGCAGCAGCAGACCUCCGCGCAACAGACACGCACAGAGAACCAGACACGCCAGGGGUACUCCGAUUCUCACACGACCUCGCUUUGUUCCGCUUCCGCUUCCUAUAGCAACUCCUCUUCCACAGUCCAACAGUCCACAACCAACAACAACAACAACUCCUACAACGGCAAAUCCUCCCUCGCUGCACCAACGUCCACCGCUUCCUCCUAUGCACAUACAUCCGCCCUAAGCAAGUACGAGACCCAAGAGCUGAUUGAGGAGACGGCCGAGGAGCUGGAGCACUCGGAGAUCCUCUUCCCGCCACCAUCCCCGCUUAGCCACCUGAAGGGCAAAGCCGUGCAAUCCGGCCUCCACAAGGCGGACACCAUACCCAAGUACCAGCGCAACUGGACAUCGCUGCCCACCCAGAGCCCCAUCCGUACACCGGAGCCACAGGAGCUGCGCGAGAAUGUGCCGCUGGCCUUUGUAGAUGCCCCUAAGGCGAUCCCCAGUGCCCAGUGCCCGAUCGAUUCCACUGUACAUUAUCCCAUAGCCCAGGUCUCGGGAUCCGGACCGGGAACAAGAUCAGCGCCAACGGCUGUGGCUCAGACCGCUCCCAGGGGACAGACAAUGCCGCAGCCGUCGGUGCCCAUCAUAAUCGAGGAUCGCUCGGGUCCAGUAACGAUGGCUUUCCAAUCGCUAGAUGAGUUCGACCGUCCCGACCAGGCGCAGACGCCCACGCGGCCCUUCACGCCGUCGAUGAUCAACAAGCCGGCGCCCAUAAUACCCUUCUACCAGACGCCUGAGAAGCUAUGCUUCGAAGAGUGCUCGGCUACCCACGCUCGGGCCUACGACCAGAGGGCCCUCUCCCCCUGCUUCGACCGCUCACGCUCGCCAGCUCCAGGACCGCCGCCAAAUCCGCUCUCCGCCAUUAGAGCGCCACGUAUGAAGGAGCCGGACUCGAAUCUACUCUCCGUCGGGGCCACUCCGCCGCGCCUCCAGGCCGGCUCCAUUACAACGGGCCAGAGCUACCAGGGCCAGCUGCUGGCCCACUCCGAGCAGAGCACCCAGUCCGGCAGCCAAAGCUUCUCGCAGCAGCCGGACACGCUCACAGAACGCCAAAUCGGAAAUCUGACGGUACAGCAGCGGGAGCAGUCCUCGCAGUUGCAACAGCAGCACCAAGCACAGAGCCAAAGCCAGACAAGGACCCAGGUGGGCAACACCCAGAUCGAGCGCCGUCGCAAGGUCACGGAAGAGUUUGAGCGCACCCAGAGUGCCAAGACAAUCGAAAUCCGCACCGGAUCGCAGUCCCAAUCGGUGUCCCAGGCCCAGUCUCAGUCCCAGUCUGAGUCCACGGACCGUCGCUCCUCCUAUGGAAAGACUGGAUUUGUGGCCAAUCAGGCGCGACGCCUGUCAGGCCUGGAGCAGGAGAUCACAAGCCUGACCAGCCAGUCGCAGGCCAUCAGUGCCCGAGCCUCCGCCAUGGGAGAGAGCAACUUUCCGCAGCUGCGAUCGCCCACCUUCGACUCGAAGUUCCCGCUGAAGCCGGCAUCGGUGGAGUCCAUUGUGCCCGGUUAUGGAGCCAAUGCGUCAUUGGCCAACAAGUUGGCUCCCCCGCCGGGGUUCCUAACGCAGCAGCAAAUGCAGCAGGAGCAGUCGCAACAGCAGAGGUCCGCAUACUCUUCGUCUUCGGUGCUACAGCAGCAGCAGCAGCGCACUCAGAGCGCCUUCUCGAGCAGCACGAAAGCCACCUCCUCAUCGCUAUCAUCAGCAUCCGCAAUAGCAUCAUCAUCUGUAUCAGCAUCCGCCUCCAGAUCAGCGCAAUCCGCCAGUCUAACCAAAGCUUCUGCUAUUACUACCACGACUAAUAACCAGGCCUGCUCGGCCUUCAGGAGCAACGUCCCUGGAAACGGCAAUAACAGCAAACCUAAUCUGGCCUCUCGGCUAUCCAUCGCUUCCAUCACAGCUCAAGCGCCAGCUCCAGCUCAAGCUCCAGCAGCACCCAAGUCAAUUAUCACCGCCGCUGCAUCGGCGCCAGAUUCCUUUCCGCCAAACUUGAGCGACUUGAACUUGAACUCUAAUGUCGAUGGUUCCGCAGGUGGUGGCAUCAAGAACGGCAAAGGCGGCUUCGGGGCCACAUCGGCACCCAAGCGCGGACGCGGAAUCCUCAACCAGGCCGCCGCACCGGGAGUGCGCAUCCCUCUGUGCAAUAGCUGCAACGUGCAGAUCAGAGGACCCUUCAUUACGGCGCUGGGACGCAUCUGGUGCCCAGAUCAUUUCAUUUGUGUGAACGGCAACUGCCGCCGUCCCCUGCAGGAUAUCGGCUUCGUUGAGGAGAAGGGUGAUCUCUACUGCGAGUACUGCUUCGAGAAGUAUCUGGCCCCCACCUGCAGCAAGUGUGCGGGCAAGAUCAAGGGCGAUUGCCUGAACGCAAUUGGCAAACACUUUCAUCCGGAGUGCUUCACCUGCGGCCAGUGCGGCAAGGUCUUUGGUAACAGGCCCUUCUUCCUGGAGGACGGCAACGCCUAUUGCGAGGCCGACUGGAACGAGCUGUUCACCACCAAGUGCUUCGCUUGCGGCUUCCCCGUCGAAGCCGGCGACAGAUGGGUGGAGGCCCUCAAUCACAACUACCAUAGCCAAUGCUUUAACUGCACUUACUGCAAACAGAACCUGGAGGGCCAAAGCUUCUACAACAAGGGCGGACGUCCCUUCUGCAAGAAUCACGCGCGCUAAGCCUGCGACCAGCUGAUUUUGUUUGACUUCAGGGAUCAUGCACACUAACCAACCAAUCAAUCAAAUCAACAAUUAACUAUAAUCAAGAGCAAUCUUAAAAGGAUUGUAGGAGCGCCUCUGCGUAAUUAUUAUUAUUUUUAUUUGUUUGAAUUGUGCCGCACAAAAUGUUAUCUUAAUUUUAAAACAUCAACGACCCAAAUGCGUCAUAUCAAAUGAAAUAUCAAAGUAAAUCAAAUCUUCAAUCAGAAAAUCAAAGCUGAGUGAAUGAAAAACUGAAAACGAGAAGAAAUCGAACUAGCUAGCAAAUUACUAUGUACUCACACACAAUGACCUAUUAUUUAUUCAAGCAUCGUAUCAUAACCGAACCAAUUUUACCUUACCCAAACCUUAAACUAAAUACGUAUGUACUGUCGCCAGCGUUAAUUUACUUAGUUCAAGCGACCAAUCGAAAUACCUAUCUGCCGAACACUGUUGAUCAACCCAAUAAAACGCUAACAGGUUGCGAAGCGCAGGGGAUUUCCAAGAUCGAAUUCGAUUGGCAUUAGAGAUGCAGACGAGACAGAGUCGGAAGCAGAGUCAGAACAGGUUGACAGCAGGAAGUCGCAUGUUUAUUAUUUAAAAAUUGAUGUUGUAAAUUAUCCAUAAUUUGAGUGUAAAUUGUCAUGAACAGCAAAUGAAUAAAUUUCGAAAUCUUUUUCGCGUUUAAUAUGAAAA
This is a messenger RNA of Drosophila pseudoobscura, 7923 nucleotides long. It is a transcript of the gene Zasp52, whose product is annotated as Z band alternatively spliced PDZ-motif protein 52. The transcript has 16 exons. Lineage: Eukaryota; Metazoa; Arthropoda; Insecta; Diptera; Drosophilidae. The coding region runs from base 538 to 7209 and encodes 2223 amino acids. The record is from RefSeq and is a predicted model, not a curated record. Gene Ontology annotation, molecular function: muscle alpha-actinin binding; actin binding. Gene Ontology annotation, biological process: actin cytoskeleton organization; muscle structure development; heart development. Gene Ontology annotation, cellular component: Z disc; adherens junction; stress fiber.